Messenger RNA from Myxocyprinus asiaticus (Chinese sucker), 833 nucleotides. Its product is annotated as protein YIPF7-like. The record is from RefSeq and is a predicted model, not a curated record. Gene Ontology annotation, biological process: endoplasmic reticulum to Golgi vesicle-mediated transport; vesicle fusion with Golgi apparatus. Bases 107 to 823 code for a protein of 238 amino acids. Gene Ontology annotation, cellular component: membrane; trans-Golgi network. The transcript has 6 exons. NCBI's taxonomy places the organism in Eukaryota, Metazoa, Chordata, Actinopteri, Cypriniformes, Catostomidae.
UAAAAACAAACUUAGUUCUUCUAAUCAAACCCAGACUGAUUCAAAGGACAUACAAAGUGUCGACUAUGGACAUACACAUGUGACAUGCCUCAUUUUGUUAAGCAGCAUGGGAGAUUUCUAUCAGUCUGGAUAUUAUAUGGAUUGCCAGCCAGAAGAGGUAUAUGGCUAUGAUUCAGACUACGCCAGUCCAGAAUACCAUGAUGUUGACGGCCCCUUACCUGAUGAAUAUACCACUCCAGGACCUUAUACUGGACAAGUGUUCCAGCCUGUAGCACAACCCCAGCAAACAGAAUAUGCAGACUCGUAUGAGGAAGAACCGCCACUUUUAGAAGAGUUGGGCAUUAACUUUGACCAUAUCUGGCAGAAGACUUUGACUGUGUUAAAUCCACUGAAGCCGGCUGAUGGCAGUAUUAUGAAUGAGACAGACCUCACUGGCCCUAUUCUCUUCUGCAUUGCCCUGGGAGCCACACUUUUGAUGGCAGGGAAAGCUCACUUUGGAUACGUGUAUGGCAUCAGUGCUCUAGGAUGUGUUGGGAUGUACAUGCUGUUGAACCUGAUGAGUGGCUUCAGCAUAUCCUGUGGAUGUGUGGCAAGUGUGCUAGGAUACUGUCUCCUGCCAAUGGUAGCACUUUCUGCCUUUGCUGUUGUUUAUUCUCUUCAAGGACUCCUGGGCACAUGGUUGGCCUUGUUUGUGAUUGGCUGGUGCAGUCUAUCAGCUUCUAAGAUUUUCAGUUCCACUCUUGACAUGAGUGGGCAACAGCUGCUGGUGGCCUACCCCUGUGCUCUCCUCUAUGGUGUCUUCGCUCUUCUCACUGUCUUCUGAUCAUUCUGUU